CCGGGCGGCCCCGGCGACUGCGGGCGGCGGAGAUUUUAGAGGCUUCCUCCAGAAUCAGAUUGUGGACAUAAAGUGAUGAGAAGAGCCGUUAAAAGUGGAAUGUUUAUUAGCAUCUGAGAUUAUUUUAGUGCUACUGUGUUGACAAGAGAUAAUUGGUGCCAUUAUGUGUGCCUCUGCCAAAUACAACACCCGGGGUCCAGCCCUCAUCCCAAGGAUGAAAACCAAGCACCGCAUCUAUUACAUCACUCUCUUUUCCAUAGUUCUGCUUGGCCUCAUUGCCACAGGAAUGUUCCAGUUCUGGCCUCACUCCAUUGAAUCAUCCAGUGACUGGACCGUUGAAAAGCGCAGUGUCCAUGAUGUGCCUGUGGUCAAGCUUCCUGCCGAUAGCCCCAUUCCUGAGCGGGGAGACCUCAGCUGCAGGAUGCACACCUGCUUCGAUGUCUACAGGUGUGGCUUCAAUCCCAAGAACAAAAUCAAAGUGUACAUCUAUUCACUGAAAAAGUAUGUGGAUGAGUAUGGGACGUUGGUGAGCAACACCAUUUCCAGGGAGUACAAUGAGCUGCUGACGGCCAUCUCUGACAGCGAAUUCUACACGGACGAUGUCAACCGGGCCUGCCUUUUUGUGCCAUCCAUAGAUGUCCUCAAUCAGAACGCCCUCCGGAUCAAAGAGACAGCUCAGGCUUUGGCACAGCUAUCCAGGUGGGAUCGAGGAACAAAUCAUUUGCUCUUCAAUAUGCUGCCUGGAGGGCCACCGGAUUAUAACACUGCCCUAGAUGUUCCUAGAGAUAGAGCUCUGUUGGCUGGUGGAGGCUUCUCCACUUGGACUUACCGGCAAGGCUACGAUGUCAGCAUUCCUGUUUACAGCCCAUUGUCAGCAGAAGUGGAUCUGCCAGAAAGAGGACCAGGCCCUCGCAGGUAUUUCAUUCUCUCAUCUCAGAUGGCUCUGCACCCAGAGUACCGCCUGGAGCUGGAGGCUCUUCAGGCUGAGAAUGGGGAGUCAGUGCUGGUCCUGGACAAAUGCUCAAACCUGUCAGAUGGGGUCCCUGCCGUUCGCAAGCGCUGCUACAAGAAUCAAGUCUUUGAUUAUCCUCAGGUGCUUCAGGAGUCUACGUUCUGUGUUGUUCUACGUGGAGCCCGCCUGGGACAGGCAGUGCUGAGUGAUGUUCUUCAAGCUGGCUGUGUCCCAGUCAUCAUUGCUGACUCCUACAUUUUACCUUUCUCUGAGGUUCUGGACUGGAAGAGGGCCUCUGUUGUCAUCCCUGAAGAGAAGAUGCCUGAAAUGUACAGUAUUCUGCAAAGCAUCCCUCAGCGACAGAUUGAAGAGAUGCAAAGACAGGCAAGGUGGUUCUGGGAAGCAUAUUUUCGAUCGAUGAAAGCAAUUGCUCUCGCUACUCUUCAGAUUAUCAAUGAUAGAAUUUACCCAUAUGCUGCCAUUUCUUAUGAAGAGUGGAAUGAUCCCCCAGCUGUGAAAUGGAGCAGUGUGAGCAACCCACUCUUCCUUCCACUGAUCCCACCUCAGUCCCAAGGUUUCACAGCCGUGGUUCUGACCUAUGACCGAGUGGAGAGCCUUUUCCGAGUUAUCACCGAGGUGUCCAAAGUGCCCAGUCUAUCCAAAUUGUUGGUAGUCUGGAACAACCAGAAUAAGAAUCCACCAGAAGAUUCCCUCUGGCCAAAGAUUCGUGUUCCCCUGAAAGUUGUUAGGACUGCAGAAAACAAACUUAGCAACCGCUUCUUCCCUUAUGACGAGAUUGAAACGGAAGCAGUGCUGGCUAUUGAUGAUGAUAUCAUUAUGCUAACCUCAGAUGAACUCCAGUUUGGCUAUGAGGUCUGGCGUGAGUUCCCUGACAGGUUGGUUGGAUACCCAGGUCGCCUGCAUCUUUGGGACCACGAGAUGAACAAAUGGAAAUAUGAAUCAGAAUGGACCAAUGAAGUCUCAAUGGUGCUCACUGGGGCAGCCUUUUAUCACAAGUAUUUCAACUAUCUUUACACCUAUAAGAUGCCUGGAGACAUCAAGAAUUGGGUGGAUGCUCAUAUGAAUUGUGAAGAUAUUGCCAUGAAUUUUCUAGUAGCAAAUGUCACUGGAAAAUCAGUCAUUAAGGUGACCCCACGAAAGAAGUUCAAAUGUCCAGAAUGCACAGCAAUCGAUGGGUUAUCACUGGACCAGACACACAUGGUGGAAAGGUCUGAAUGCAUCAAUAAGUUUGCCUCUGUCUUUGGGACCAUGCCUCUCAAAGUGGUGGAGCAUCGUGCUGACCCCGUCCUGUACAAAGAUGACUUUCCUGAGAAACUGAAGAGCUUCCCCAAUAUCGGCAGCUUGUAAAGAGUGAGACAAACCUCCAUGAGGAAAACAACAGCUGAAAAGGUGCUAUGAGGAAUAUAAGGCCCCGAAGACAAAACUUGCUAGAGAGUGGGUUUGCAUCUGAGAGAGAUGAGGAUUAAUGUUGUUGUCUUCCUUUUACAUUGCACAAAGUUGUAUUUGAAAUCUGGACAGCUGCUUCUCAGUUGCUCACAGAGAGUCGAAUCUAUUUGUGGGUUCUCCAAAAAAUGUCACACUUUUGUCCAGAGGAGGCUAUGCAUCUGGAAGAAUAAAACAGAAUCUUGCU
This is a messenger RNA of Melospiza melodia melodia, 2603 nucleotides long. RefSeq names its product exostosin glycosyltransferase 2 (gene EXT2). Lineage: Eukaryota; Metazoa; Chordata; Aves; Passeriformes; Passerellidae. Gene Ontology annotation, cellular component: membrane. The record is from RefSeq and is a predicted model, not a curated record. The transcript is spliced from 15 exons. Bases 164 to 2320 code for a protein of 718 amino acids. Gene Ontology annotation, molecular function: glycosyltransferase activity.